Paramisgurnus dabryanus is the source of this 3426-nucleotide messenger RNA. RefSeq names its product sterile alpha motif domain-containing protein 3-like. The record is from RefSeq and is a predicted model, not a curated record. NCBI's taxonomy places the organism in Eukaryota, Metazoa, Chordata, Actinopteri, Cypriniformes, Cobitidae.
UCGAUCAACGUUAUCAUCAAUAUAUCUGGCUGUGUUGUGCAAAACUCUACAUGUAAAAGACUAUGGUUACAGCAAAGUUCUAGAGCCUCUGAUUAAGGAUCUUGAGCUCCUUGAGAGAGAAGGUGUGUUUGUUCAGCGUCUUGGCUGUAAUGUUAAAGGGACAAUUUUGUAUGUAUCUGCAGACAACUUGGGUGCACACUCACUUGCAGGAUUCCAGGAGUCUUUCAAUGUUGACAAGUUUUGCAGAUUUUGUUUGGCAAAUCGUGUAGAUAUUCAGCAAUAUGAUGUGAGAAGUGGGGUUUUUACAUUGAGAACACCAGAAUUGUUUGAUGAAGCUGUUAAUGUGCUGAAACAAAGUGAUGUAUCUUCUGUUGAUGGUGUUAAAAGAGACUGCCCUUUAAACAGACUGGCUCACUUUCAUGCUGCCAAAGGAUUUCCACCUGAUUUCCUACAUGAUGUAUUAGAAGGUAUUGUACCUGUGGAACUCUGCAUAUGCCUCUCAGAUCUGAUUGCAAAGAAGUAUUUUACAUUAAGUCAACUUAAUGACAGAAUAACAACAUUCCCCUUUAAAUUCUAUGACAAAACCAACAGACCCCAGACAAUACAAACAACCUUUCAAAAAAAUGGCACUAUAGGUGGCAAUGGACAUGAGAACUGGGCACUUCUGAGGUUUCUUUCACUGUUAGUUGGCCACUGCAUACCAGAGGGUGAUAAAACAUGGCAAAUAAUUCUUGAAUUGAAAGACAUUGUUGAAUUGUUAUCCAGCCCCUCAUUCACAACAGAAACCCUGUGUUUUCUACAAGCUAAAAUCUCUGACCACCGACAGUUGCUUUUAGAAGUUUUUCCUUGUACUAAAUUGCGGCCUAAACAUCAUUUCCUAGAACAUUAUCCUGUGCUUAUCAAAAAAUUUGGUCCCCUAAUUGACUUUUGGACGAUAAGAUUUGAGGCUAAGCAUUCUUACUUUAAAAAGGUGGUUCGUGAUGCUGGUAAUUUCAAAAAUAUUCUGCAUACUUUGGGCAUUAGACAUCAGUUAAUGUUGGCAUAUUACUUGGACAUGCCAAGUGUUUUUAAACCAAGCAUCGAAACUGGACCGGUAUCUGUUGUAUCUGUAAACAUCUUAGAUGCUGCUAUCAGCCUGGCUAUAUGGAACAAGUUUAAAGGUCUGGACUCUGUUUCACUCACCACCACUGUCUACUUGAAUGGAACAAAGUAUUCCAAAGGAAUGGUGCUCUCAGUUGGACACACAAGUGGACUACCAGAUUUUGGAAAAGUACUUGAGAUCUGUUUAGUGGAUGGCAGCAUAUUUUUUAUUUUGGAACUUUUCACAGCUGGCUUCUUGGAGCAUCUGAGGUCGUACCAGCUCACCAAAAGAGACCCUGCAGUAACUGUGGUUCAUCCUGAUCAGCUGAACGACUACAUUCCACUGGUCCCAUACCACGUUGACGGAAAGCUGCUCGUCACUCCGAGGACGUUCAUGUUACAGUAAGUCUGCUUUUACUUUGUUUCGUCACUCUGCAUCUCUGUGGCCGCAUACACUAUUGAAGAAGAGCUGGCCAUCACUUUGAGGACGUUCAAGUUAAAAUAAGGUAUUGUAAAAACAAUGUUGGCCUAAUGCUAUCAAUGUAAUACAUUUACUCUAGUCUGCUUUUACUUUCAGUCUCGUUUCGUCACUCUGCAUUCCUGUGGCCGCAUAUGCUACUGAAGAAGAGCUGCUCAUCACUUUGAGGACAUUCAAGUUAAAAUAAGUCUGCUUUUACUUUCAGUCUCGUUUCAUCACACUGCAUCUCUGUGGCCGCAUACGCUAUUGAAGAAGAGCUGCCCAUCACUUUUGAGGACGUUCAAGUUAAAAUAAGCAGUUGGUGCCCCAAGAUGCUUUUCAGAGUUAUUGUGUCAUCUCAAGACAUAAGGCGUGUCACCCUAGACAGUGUUCCUGAGUCAGUCAAGGAGCUAUGUGUGACCUUGCGCACCAUUCUGGGCUUGCAAGGAAACUUUCUUCUACAGUUUGAAGAUCCAGACUUUGGAAAUGAGCUCUGCAAUUUGACUGAUAUUAAAGAUCUACCAUCGGAUCGAGUGACACUGAAAGUUUUGUUCACAGCUUCUGACUCUGUUUCUGACUUAGCAUUACAAACAACAAGCUUAAGUGCCCCUACUGCUGCCUCAUCAGUGGAAUGGCCUGAUCCUUUUUUUAUUCCUGAUUUCUCCCAUGAUGUUGAACUUCAGUUGAGCGCUGCAAAUGAUGCCUAUGCCAGAAAUGGAACAGUAAUGGUCAUCUCCAAGAGUGUAAAGAGUGAAAUAUUAGACAAACUAGCUGAUGUAAUAUCCAAAAUUACUCCCUACCCAAGUAAAGACCAAUAUGAAAGUGUAGCCAAAGCUCUUGUAGCAAAGCAUCCAUGUCUCAGAGAGCCAGUUUCUGCCAAAGAAUGGUAUUACUGGGUGUUUAGUUUGAAAUUCAAGAUGGGCAAUUAUCGUCAGAGAUUGAUGGCAGCUGGAUGCCCUGAAGUUAUUGUAAAUAAGAGAAAGAGGGGACAGACAAUUAUUAAGGCAAUCAAGAAGUCAAAAAAGGGAGAGAUCCACUACUUGCCAAAUCCACCAGAAGGACAGAGUGCAGUUACUUCAGAGGAGAAUCGUACAACUAUGCUUCUAGAGGUGCAGAAGAGCGAUCCAGACUUGCAGCUUCUGGAUAAACUGAUGGCUUUAACAUUCUCUCAGCGAAGAAAGGAAAUUAUCGGUGACGAGCCACUCAUCUCUGUAGUAAUGGACAGAUGGCCUGGGUUAUUUAAUCAGAGACAGAUAAGUGCAGAGUUUAAUCGAAUAGUCACUACCGAUCUGCUGCAGUCAUUCCUGGAUGGACUAGAUGCCUUUGUGCCAAGUCUCUUAGAGCUGUACAAAGCAGCUGUUUCUUCAAGCCGUAGGUUGAGCCUUACUAGUGUUAUGCAGUGCCUUAAUAAGGAGGACACAAAUCAGAACAGAAGAACAGCUGCCUUACUUGGUCUUCCACUCUUCUUUUCAGAGGAUACUUCUGGGAUAAUAAAGAUGUGCGAUGUUCAUGGAGAAACCCUGGAUGCACUCAUGAAAGGAAUGCAUGUUGGCCUUCUGAUCGGACAUGAAGGUGUCCUUCAAGAUGCUUUUCCUCUUGAAAUUUUUAAUGUGGCCGUGGUGGUAGAGGAGACAAUUGUUCUUCAUAACCUGAGGGAUGUACCUACUGCCUUUGCUAUGCUAAUGGGAACAAUUUACUGCCUUAAUCUGGAGUAUCCUGGCAAUAUGAAGUAUUCAUUUGAAUUCCUGCAGAAAGUUGUCAUGAAGAUUAAACCCGACCAAUGUUCCGCUCGGAUACAUGGACUAAGAAACAAACUGCUUAGGUAUCCAUUAUAGACUGAUCUCAAGCCUUUAAAGAACAGUUUACUUAACUGAUUAAGUAAACUAUUC